GCAAAAUACCGAACGCAAGGAAAGCAGCUGUGGGUUAUGGGAAAUAUAGAAAAAGAAGAUUUAUAACUUACGUUAUCUUAACCUAAAAUAAAAAAGUUACAGAUUCUCGAUUCUCGUGUUUUUGUGAGAUUUUCAUUGAAUAUUUAUUUAUUUAUCGAAAAUGGAAUCCUUAGACGUUGAUGAUCAAAAUGUAUCACGAAUAAUACAUUGCUGUAUGUGUGGCUUAGACAUUGAACCAAACCCAUCCAACAUGUGUGUGGGCUGUCUUCGCAACCAAGUAAAUAUCACGGAGGGCAUAGCCGAACAAGCCACACUAUACUUUUGUAGAGGAUGUGAAAGAUAUCUACAACCUCCUCAAGAAUGGAUCCACUGUGCCUUAGAAUCCAGGGAACUACUUUCAUUAUGCUUGAAAAAACUGAAGGGGUUAAACAGGCUUAAAUUAGUUGAUGCUGGGUUUGUUUGGACUGAACCACAUUCGAAAAGAAUCAAGGUAAAGUUGGUUGUUCAUGGAGAAGUAAUGGGAGCAGUUUUACAAAAGGAAUUUGUGGUUGUUUACACCAUAUCGCAUCAAAUGUGUGACGAAUGCCAUCGUACUGAAGCAAAAGAUUUUUGGAAAGCUUUGGUACAAGUCAGACAAAGAGCAGAAAAUAAAAAGACAUUUUAUUAUUUGGAACAGUUGAUACUGAAAUACAAAGCUCACGAGAACAGUUUGGGAAUUAAACCCAUACAUGGCGGUCUAGAUUUUUAUUAUGCAACCGAAGCCCAUGCCAAAAAAAUGGUAGAUUUUUUAUCAACUGUACUUCCUUGCAAAUAUCAGCAUUCCAAGAAGCUCAUUUCUCAGGAUAUUCAUAGCAAUGUGUAUAAUUAUAAAUUUACAUAUUGCGUUGAAAUAGUGCCCAUUUCCAAAGAUAGUGUGGUCUGUUUGCCUAAGAAAUUCACACAAUCUUUGGGUGGAAUAUCGCCGGUUUGUUUGGUUUAUCGAGUCACUAAUUCUUUGCAUCUGAUUGAUCCUUCUACUGGACAAAUUGCUGAGGUAAACAGCACCAACUAUUACCGCUCCCCAUUCAAUGCCAUUUGCAAUCCCAAGCAAUUAGUGGAAUUUAUUGUGAUGGACAUUGAACCAAUCAUGGACAAAGAUCGUAAAAUUUUCCCUGGCCAAGGAAGUAUAUCAAAUCGUCACGUAUUGGCUGACGUGUGGUUGGUUAAAGCAUCAGAAUUGGGCAUUAAUGACACAACCGUGCAUGCGAAAACACAUCUGGGGCAUGUCUUGAAGGUUGGUGAUUCAGUUUUGGGCUACAAUAUUCAAGAUAGUAAUAUAAAUGAUUCUAAUUUUGAUAAAUUGGAUAGUACGAAUAUUGCUGAUGUAAUAUUGGUUAGAAAAUACUUUGGCGAUAGGGCUGCUAAGAAAAGACAGAGAAUUUGGAAGCUUAAAAGAUUGGCCGAAGAAGAUACUGGGAGUAUUGAUGGAAAUGACUUUAAUGAAUUUAUGGAUGACCUGGAAGAAGACCCUGAGCUACGUAAAAACGUUAACAUUUUCAAGAAUAAAGCCACAACUAUUCCAGUGGAUUUGUAUGAUUCAAAUUAUGAUGCUAAUACCCCUCGUAUUACCUUAGAGGAAAUGUUAGACGAUUUGGAUGUGAAUGAUGUUGAAAUGGCAGAAUAAGUAUAAAACAUUGUUGAUGUGAAGUUAUAUAUUUCAAUAUUUACUGUUCAUUUUAAAUAAAUAUAUUAACAAUAAACACUUUCAGUGGUCUCCACUGCAGCUAUUAAGCAAACCAGCUUCUUUUUACAUUUUCUGUCACAACCAGCUUUAUUAUAUACAUCACUGUUCCUAUACAUGAGCUUAAAAUAUGUAUCGACUAGUGCAUUAUCAGAAUUAUUCAUGGUCAUUUGCCAAUAUAAUUUUUCAAGUGAUUUAUGGGUUAAAUCUGGUAACCCAUAAGUCUCUUUAAAUGAGUAGAGUUUGUACCAUUCUGGGUAGGACUUUGCGUUGGAGUUGGCUUGGGUAAGAUUGAAGGUGUAUUGACUGUAAUCUGUCACGGACUAGAACAAAAACAAGAAUUAACAUUCAUUGAAACCUAGUGAAUUCAGGAAAACUGUACCAUGUUAUUGUUAUCAACUUCGUAGAUUCUGUAAUCUGGAUUCGAUCCUACAAAAGUAGCAAAACUGGCACCAUUGUAAGCAACAUUUUUCACUUCAGUCAUAUCUGAGGCGUUGAAAUACAACUUGAAUUCGUCCAUGUGUGUGUGGCCGUUGAAUUGGGCUACUAUUGUAUCUGAAAAUCUACAGAGAUAAAGUUGGAGGGUGUACAGUUUUUUGAAUUAGGUUCGGAGUUAAAUAAGAACACCCAAAGUGAAUAUAUUUAUGAUUAAUAGGGCCAAUAGCUGGGCUGGAUAUUGGAUGUCGCCAUUUUCCCCUGCUAAAUAUCUGGAUCUAGGGCAACAACUCUCCAAUUUGACUUGUUCACUUUCAAGUUUGCAGUGGCACUAUCUUCCUAGUAGAGUUUUGGUCUUUCGCUGCACACUGUUUUUACUUUACCACUCAUUCUGGAAUAUUGCCUACCGACCUCAAGAUGUGUCUCUAAUGUGAGUAGAAAGAUUGCCGACCUCAAGAUGUGUCUCAAAUGUGAGUAGAAAAAUUAGCAUCUGGCACCAUAUGUAACAAGAUGACAAGAUUAGGUAGAAUUACAGUUCUGUGAAGAUGGAAUUCUGUUUUUCUCGUAAUGUUGAAACUAUUAAAUAAUGAAUGGGAGAAAGAGAAACCACCAAAGUACAAAGGCAUGAGUUUAAUUAACUGUAGCCUUUGUACCCGUUAAUUAGUGGGAUGUUCCAUAGACAUGGAUUUCCUCAUAUUAUGAACCUCUUAUGAGUACCUAGCUAAAAACAUCAUUAGGUACAUACCUUAAAACAAUUUUUCUAAAUUCUUUACUCCAAAUUUUUACGCACGAAUUAAUGUCGUCACUGGAAGGAACAUGCGACAAAAUAUGAACCUUUUCGCCAUUUUUUUCGGCUUGACUCAAAACAUUUACAAGCCACUGAAGUUGUCCAAAAGUAUCUAAAUUUUCAUAGAUCAACCAUCUGAAAUGAAAGUAACAAAGAAGUCUAAGAUUUAAGAAGAAAUUAGGUACUCACAAAUUUGAAAUGAAACAAACAUUACUAUUCAAAGCAACUAUUCUAAAGCCUGGUUUAACUAAGACAGUAUAGUAACCACCUUUUCUAAUUGUAGAUUGAGUAGCAUUUGGCAACCAUCUUGACCAUUCAUCUGCAGCUAGAUCCAAAAGCCAUUGCGUAGAUACAUUGGAAGUCUUAUCGACAGUAUCUGGGGAAUAACUAAAAGAACAUUUGAAUUAAAUAAUCUGUCAGUUGUAAAUGUAAAUGUAAAAUUUCGCUCUCAGUAAAGAUCUAAGAAUAGGAGUCAUUUACCUAUAUACUUACAAGUCAGCAGGAUGCGCUUCAUGAUUUCCUAAUAUAGGAAACACAGUUUUAUUGGGAAACGUUUUCUCCAAAAGUGUAAACAUCAAUUUUAUAGAUUCAGUAUUGCUUUGAACACUAGUAGCCCAACUUCUAUGACUAACUAUAUCGCCGGUAAAAUAGAUCCAAUCAAUAUGUUUCUAACAAAUGAAAUAUCAAUCGAUGAUUAUUUAAAAGUCACCAACAAACCCCUACAUGUUUCUCCCUAAUCCUCUCCAUCAUAUUCUCCAUCGUAUGCCAUGGCAUGUCGCACACUUUAUAGUCUCCCCAAUAUCCUGCAGCAUCUUCAGGAUUAGCAGGCACUCCAGAGUCACAGCAUAAAGGUUCUGAACACUUUGCGUUACUUCCUGGACUAUAAAGAGGAUCAAGAUGAACGUCCGUUAUUUGCAGGAUCUGGACUGAGUCAGUGUCA
Molecule: messenger RNA, 3882 nt
Organism: Ceutorhynchus assimilis (cabbage seed weevil)
Lineage: Eukaryota; Metazoa; Arthropoda; Insecta; Coleoptera; Curculionidae
Source: the annotation of a GenBank genome assembly